Molecule: messenger RNA, 1503 nt
Organism: Aspergillus campestris IBT 28561
Lineage: Eukaryota; Fungi; Ascomycota; Eurotiomycetes; Eurotiales; Aspergillaceae
Product: kynureninase
Exons: 4
Coding region: 1-1377 (458 amino acids)
Biological process (GO): NAD+ biosynthetic process
Cellular component (GO): cytoplasm
Molecular function (GO): kynureninase activity; pyridoxal phosphate binding
Source: RefSeq, a predicted model, not a curated record
AUGUCGAAACCGGUGUUUCCAGCUGAGGCAGGCACGAAGGAAUAUGCUGCCGCUCUCGACGCCGCUGACCAGCUUGCGGGGUUCCGGGAUAAGUUCAUUAUACCCUCGAAGGCUAACAUCGCUACUAAAAGGCUAGCGAAGCCUGGCCUCUCACCCGAGCCAUGCAUCUACUUUUGCGGCAACUCCCUGGGUAUCCAACCCAAGGCCGUGGCAAAGUAUCUGGAGGCACAGCUAGAUACAUGGGCAUCCAUUGGAGUGGGUGGUCACUUCACUGACAUCGAGGAUUCCCCGUUGAAGCCAUGGCAAUUGCUGUCAGAGCAAGCGGCGGAGUCGAUGUGUAAAAUCGUCGGCGCACAGCCGGAAGAAGUCACGGCCAUGGGAACCCUGACGGCAAACUUACACAUGUUGCUCGCCAGUUUCUAUAAGCCGACUGCGACUAAGCAUAAGAUCCUCUUGGAUUGGAAGGCUUUCCCCAGUGACCAUUAUGCAAUUGAGUCUCAUAUCGCCUGGCACGGCCUCGAUCCCAAGGACUCUAUGGUGCUCGUUGGGCCCGAAGAGGGCGAGUAUGAGGUUCCCACAGACAGAAUCUUGUCUUAUAUCGACCAGCAUGCUGCAGACGCUGCCCUCAUCCUCCUUCCUGGAAUUCAGUACUACACGGGGCAGUUCUUCGACAUGCCGAAAAUCACGGAAUACGCUCACUCGCGAGGCCUUGUAGUAGGCUGGGACCUGGCCCAUGCGUACGGCAACGUCAUUCUUAAACUACACGACUGGGAUGUGGAUUUCGCAGCCUGGUGCACUUACAAAUACGGAAAUGCUGGACCAGGCGCCAUCGGCGGUCUAUUCGUUCACGAAAAGCACGGCCGCGUUGAUUACAGCGAGGGAGAGGAUGCCCCCAAGUUCCGGCAUCGUCUGACGGGAUGGUAUGGUGGAGAUAGGUCCGUGAGGUUCAAGAUGGAUAAUAAGUUCAAGCCAAUCCCCGGGGCAGGAGGUUUCCAACUGUCCAAUCCGUCUGCAAUCGACCUUUCGGCGCUUUGCGCAUCACUUUCCGUUUUCGACGAGACGUCCAUGACAGAGCUUCGAAAGAAAUCAGUCUUGUUGACGGCGUAUCUCGAGUACCUGUUACUAAAGGACACAACGGACGACACUCGUCAAUUCCGCAUCAUCACACCCGCCGAUCCCGAGGCUCGGGGCGCCCAGCUCUGCCUCUUGCUCAAGCCAGGCCUGCUGCAAGGUGUCGCGGAGAAAUUGCAAGACGCGAGCGUAAUAUGCGACAAGCGAGAGCCUGGUGUGGUGCGCGUUGCCCCUACUCCACUAUACAAUACGUUUACCGAGGUAUGGACGUUUGUGAAGAUAUUCCGGGAUGCCCUGGAGCAAUGAUGUACUACGCCUAGAGCCUUUGCCGGCUGAGGCAGCGCACCACCAUUCACUCGCAGGAGGCAGGUUUCUUGGCCCUUGUUUAUGUGUAUAUAAUAUGUCUUAGAAAUUCCCAAAGCCCUCGCGGUU